Messenger RNA from Nicotiana tabacum (common tobacco), 710 nucleotides. The record is from RefSeq and is a predicted model, not a curated record. NCBI's taxonomy places the organism in Eukaryota, Viridiplantae, Streptophyta, Magnoliopsida, Solanales, Solanaceae.
GUUAUAACCCUCAUACUCCAACCCCAAACCUAAUUCAUUUUUAUUUUCAUAGUCAACUCUUGUUUUGUCUCUAUCUCCUUAUAUUAGUUCUCAAUUAUUCUCUCCCAACAAAGAGAAGUGGAACAAAAAGUUUUACUCCAAUGUUAAUGGCUUCGAACCAGAAUAGCUUCAACAAAAGCAUAACACAUGCCAAUCCCACAACCAUAUUCAGUGAGGUCCGCCGCAAAAUAUCAUUUCGGAAGAAAAAGUUGCCGGCGGUGCGGCUCGGAGGAGGAAAGAAGCACCGGCGAAGAAUUUCUAUAGCGAAGAUUUUCCGGCGAGUCCGACUGAAGUGGCUGAAGUUGCACUACUUACGUAUGCUGAAGAAGAUUAAGGAAUAUUAUGGGUCUUUGGUGAAAGACAUAAGGGAAGGUAACGAAGCAAUUGAUGCCUUUCAGCGACGGCUCUUAUUUGAAACUUCGUUUGCUAUUCCGGUGAUGGGUCUUUCCUUCAAUACUUUUCCCAACCACCAUAUAUAGCAGUUGAAUGUGACAUUUUUCUAACUUCUAUGUGAACGCGAGAUAUUUUGAGCAAAAAUCUGCUCAUAUAUUUUGGUUGAAAGGUGAACAAAAAUAAUCUUUUUGUUAAGUACAUAUUUUAGUUCAUUUGAAAUAUUGUUAUCGUUGAAAUUAAGAUGUGCAAGGUAGCAAAAAAUACAAAUUUCUUCUUAC